Chara braunii is the source of this 676-nucleotide messenger RNA. The record is from the annotation of a GenBank genome assembly. Lineage: Eukaryota; Viridiplantae; Streptophyta; Charophyceae; Charales; Characeae.
CUGGCGCUGAAGACUGAGAGAGAGAAGAAGAGGGCGAUGUACUUCCCGAUGAGGAAAUAUGCCGUGAAGGCCUAGGCCGAUACCAGUUUUGGUUUUCUUGGUGGAAUCGGGGAUGUAGACUUUGACUAAAUGAAGGAUUAAGAGCUAUCUUCUUCUUUUAUGUACGCAUGCUCGGCGAUUGUUUUCAUGUUUGUCGUUUUGGGGCCUGCAGCCGGCGCGGAAGAUUAGGAGGGGGAAGACGAGGGCGGUGUACUCUUCCUAGUGCGAAAAUAUGCUCUGUGAAGGCGCAAGUCGGUAGCAGUGUUGGGGUUCUGGGUUGUACCGGUGAAGUUGGGGGCUCUUAGAGUUUGAUUGAUUUUAAGAAAUUCAGACCUUCUAUUGUCUUGUACAUGCUUGCUCGGCGUUUGACCUCGAUAGACAGGAAAUUAUGCCAUGUUGCCCACUUUUUUGAGGUAUCAUUUGUGUUGCCCACUUUGUUGAGAUAUCAUUUGUGAAGAUUUCUCUUUAAUUGUCACUAAAGUUUUGGGCCAACUUCGAUUUCUCUUGGAUUAUUGCCAAAUGGAAAAUGCUCUGCUUGGUCGUAGUCAAAGAAUCGAAGAGCAUUUUCGCUUUCGGCAAUAAUUGAAAGAGGAAUGGUGGCCCGUAAUUCUGUAGUCGUGUUCAAGCUCUUGUGAUC